GUUUCGCAAUGGGUGUCUACACUGUGUCGGGCUGGUUGAUUGCGCUGAUAGUUGUAACGGUGGACUGCGGUGCAAGCCAGCCUCAGGUGGAGAAAUCAAAGGAUACUUUUUGUAUUUUGAAGGAACAAGCGUCCAGUAAGCAACCCCCCGGAGUUUGCAAUCCCCUAGAACCUUGCGAUGCUGCGCCGCUCCUACAGCAUUACGACGAUGUCCGAAAGGAAUGUCUCGCCAGUGCGUCGAAACGUAGCGCACAAAAUGCAGGGCUUCUCUUCCAGCUGAACUACUGGCACGGAGAGCUGCUGUUCUUUUUCGACCUGCUGAAGAAAUACACGAGCGAAAACGCAAGCCUCGUUGUCGACGCAGAACGUGAAGACAAAGUGAACGUACAGGUGGAGGUUGAAUUAGAGCGACAACACCUCGUGUAUAGCAUCGAGGCUGGCCGGCUGGAGGAUGCACUGCUUGCCCAUCUGAAGAUGCCAACACAGAUGACACCAAAAGAGAUCGUCACUGUGAUCGCCGGUAAUCCGAAGAUCGACGAGGCGGUGUUACUGAACUUCCUACACUUCGUUCGUGCCAUUCCGGAGGAGGCGCAGCGAUUGCAGUUCUACAAAGCAUUCAAACCGGUACUGUACAAGCACGACCUGCAAAAAAACUACAUGGCUCUUCUGUACAGUGUCGAGGUGUUCCCAUUGGUUUCUGUCACUAACGACUACAAAGAGUUCUACACGGACGUCGUAACUCCUCUUAUUGUAAAAUGGAAGGAACAGAUGUUCCAAAAUUGGUACCUCGAGAUCUUCUGGGCGGAAAAGCACUUUCCGGACUACUUUGACUUCGCGAUUGCCUCGUUUACUACUUUCUCGCGCAACGAAUGGACGAAGAGGCUAGAUCAGAAGGAGUUGUACGCGCAAGUCAAUUAUCUUGAUAGGUUAUCGAAUCGUGUCACAAUGUACGAGCGGAUUAUUGAUAACACUCUAAUCCACGGUAUUGGCAAAGACUCUAAAACCGAUCGUGAGGCGCAGAAUAUGUUGCGAAGUUUUGCAAAUCAGGUCGAUAGGUUGGAAACCGCCCUGGUGAAGAAUGGCAAAGAUCAACAGCUUAUGAUGCGCUUGAAAGCCAUUCAGGACUCCUUUGCUAGGUUGCAUAAGAGGCGAGGAAGGGGGCACUGGAACUAUAAGCUCUAUCUUCGCAAUUUCAAACUCGAAGGUAGAUAUAAAACAUGAAUCGGCUAGAUUUAAAGGCGAAUCAAACUAUACAAAGCAUCAAAUAAAUUUUACUCCAAAUAU
This is a messenger RNA of Anopheles coustani, 1283 nucleotides long. RefSeq lists its product as uncharacterized. The transcript has a single exon. The coding region runs from base 9 to 1220 and encodes 403 amino acids. Lineage: Eukaryota; Metazoa; Arthropoda; Insecta; Diptera; Culicidae. The record is from RefSeq and is a predicted model, not a curated record.